AUGUCAAAUAGAGACAGGUCAGUUCACCUCCGUGAUAAAGCCGAGAUUAUUCUUAAUCUUUUGAGAUUAUAUCGAACUGAUCCUAAACUCGCUAUUAUGGGUCGCGACCAAUCAAAGGAUAAUCAAUCAAUAAUUCUUGCUAUCAAUGAUUGCUUGAAGGAUUCAAAUGUUGCUAUUCGAACAGCCGCGGCUGAGACUUUACUGGAAUUUCAUAAUGUGGAGCUUAUUGAACUCUGGGGAUCUCCGGAUAAUAAGAUGCAACAAUUUUGGCAUAUAAGCUCUCAAAUAAUUCUUUCAAUUGCAAACUUGAUAUUGGAUUCAAAAGAAAGGGACACUGUUGCUAAAGAUAUGUUGGAUUUAUUAUCACAACUAUUAGUGCGUCGUAAUGAAUUUUUAAAAGCUCAUAAAGAUAAACAAUCGAAAGGAAAUAAUGUUGCACUUCGUCACACUUCAUGCAUAAGACUAGAAAGUGCCUUGCUAGUAAUGUUAUGUUCACCUGAUCCUGAAAUUUGUUUAACAGCUGUAAAUUGUUUUGGUCAAUUAUGUUCGGAAGCUGAAUUUACUUCUGAAAAUCUUGCUAAUGAUAUGGAAGCUCCACCAGAGUUUCCACCUUCACAAAUGACUAUCGUUGAUAAUAUAAACAUUUACAAAGAGUUAUCUACUGUACCAUAUCCUGUACCUGGUAGAAUGGCUCAACAACGACGAAUUAGGAAAUUAUUACGAUCAAUGACUCAACCUAAUGCUGGUAAUCUUGGUGCAUGGGAAGAAGCUUGGUCUAGAUGGCAAAACCUAACAAAAUUAAUUGCUCAAGAUCACUUGCAACAGGCUCAAUUAACUGAAUGGUUGAACUAUACAGGAUUUCUUUCAGCAUUGGGAGGGUGUUGUGUACAUGAACGAUUGCGAAACACAAUUCCUCGUUUUGGUGAAUACUCACGUCGUGUUUCUGUUUCUCCCAAUGAUUACUAUGCGAUGGUCGAAAAAUAUGUUCAAGAAAUGGUUGGCCUUCUUGUGAGCGAUUCUAACUAUGUCCGUGAAAAUGUUAAGGAAAUUCUUGGUAGCGAAUUAAGCCCUCGUUUAUACGUGAUUUUAUUCCAACAUCUAGAUUCGAUUGUUUCUCAUUUUUUUGAUAGUGAUGGGCAAGCGAUCCCAAAUGAUCGAUAUACAUUAUUCGUUGAACAAGCGAUAUUAGUGUUAAAAUUAACAUUGGAAAGGAUAUUUGAUCUAUCUGAAAAUUUGUAUGCAUGUGAUGUUGGGAAUUUAGUACUUUAUUUUGCUAGGUAUUUGAAUAGGUUAAGUGCUAGUCAAGUUUCAUUAAGGAUUAAGAAACGAAUGUGUAUACUUGUAGAAUUAUUAAUGGAAAAAAAGGAUUAUGUGAGCUUGAGGUUGGAAAUUAAAUUAAGGAAUAGAUUAUUGGAAAUUAUUAUUGAAUGGACUUCUGAUUACAAUGUGAAACCGGACAACCAGAAUGGUUCAGAACAAAGCAUGGGUGGUGGUGCUAACAGAAACGAACGUAUGCACCGUGAUUUGGACCAAGCAUGUUUAAAAACAAUUGUUGCAUUGUUACAACAGUUACCUUUACAACCCAGUGAAAUAAUCCAUGAUGUAGACUUGAAUCUAGGUCCUUUAAAAGAUUACACAAUAUUAGAAUUGUCAAAACUUCUGAGUGCUAAUGUAGAUUCUGGCCUGAGAUAUUCGAUUUCAAUGGCUUAUCAUGAAGAUACUAAAACUCGAACCGCAUUUGUGCAAGUAUUGACGAAUAUUUUAAAUCAAGGCGCAGAGUUUGAAGGAUUGGGUGAAAAUGCUGUAAAGGAUCGUUACGAGCGGCUUGUUGAGGUAGGUGAUAAUUUUGAAGUAGCACUUUCACUUUGUGAAGCAUGCCCUCAGAAUGAUUCAGAUGAGCUUGCGCGUGUUUUGACCGCAGUAUUUGAUUCAAAAAAUAAAAUGAUACCAUUUUUAAGCAAUAGCUUUGCACUGAAAUUAUUAUACGCGUUCACUAAAGUUCACGGUGGGGAAUAUUUACGAGAAACACUUCAGCCACCCAUAAAUGAUUUACUAUCAAAACCUGAAGAUUUUGAUUGUGACUUGAAUCCGGGAAAAUAUACACCUGCUGAAAUUGAAAGGAAUAAAAUAAAUUUAAAGGCCACAAUUGAAAAUCUUUGUAAACCUAUAGACAAUCAAAGGGUUCGGCGUGCACUACUGUCUGUUACAAGGGUUAUCCAGACCAUUGCAAAUAAAGGUGUUAGAAAAGAAUCGCAUAUGAGCGAUCUGAAUGAUUUUAUUGUUGAAAAUGUUGCGAAAAUGAAUGCUUUUUUGGAGCGAAUUUCUCAAUUACCAAUAUCUACACCAACUUCUGAACUUAACGCCAUUGAUACACCACCCAGAAGACUGGAUGAUGCUGACCGGAGGAUAUUACACAAAUUUUUACACGACAAUCUCGAAAAGAUGUAUAAAGAACUUCAGAAUCGUCGUGCUAAAUCUUUUGGGCUGCCUAAUGAUGAAUUAGCUCAGGCAGCUGCACAAGCAAAUAAAGCAACACGUCUUGAUGCUGAAGCUACAGACAUUGAAUUGCUGAUGUAUCAUGUGCUUCACACCAUCGAACCACACAUGACCAGGCCAUUUGAUGUUUUAAUAGACCUAACCAAGUUUGGUCCAUCUAAUGAAAUGCAAGCUCAAUGGGUUCAACAAUUUGUACAAGUAUUUCCACUUGAUGCCAUCGAAAAUCUAUCGGCUAUAUAUUUAUAUAACCCCAACAGUGCAUUCAAAAAGUUUGCGAAAAAGUUGGCAAAACCAUUAACUCCUAAUCUCGUAAAAAAA
Molecule: messenger RNA, 2814 nt
Organism: Racocetra fulgida
Lineage: Eukaryota; Fungi; Glomeromycota; Glomeromycetes; Diversisporales; Gigasporaceae
Source: the annotation of a GenBank genome assembly